GGUGCCAUGGAAGUGUCGGGGCAUGUUUGAUGACAUUCCAGUUAUAUUUUUCUCCAACACGUCCCACAGCAUGCGGGGCCAUCAUCGGUCUGCGUCCCGCUGCAGCUGUGACUUCUCAAUGGAGCUCAUUGUAGCGACAACACGUAGUUGGAGCCAGGGUGCUGAGCAGCGCAGUUAUUGCAAUCACGUUGAGCGCGCUGCUGUCUGUUGCAGUGGCAUCUUCCUGACUGUGUGUGAGAGAGGAACACAUCAAACGACCGUAGUGGUAAGGCUCCAAUUAUUCAUUGUGCUCAGGUGUAAAGAAGACCAUUCUGCUGCCGUAGCCGUUUUCUGACUCCUUGACAACCAACAAUCCCUAUCUUCCGUCUGUCUGCUGAAGGAUAGACUUGCUUGUUAAACAAAUGACACCUGGACUGGGGUGUCACUUCUGUUGAACCCCAAAAUUGCUGUGGAUGGUUGACAACAUUUCUUCUUGAGUCUUUCGCAGUUCAUUUUCACCCAAAAAAUGUGUAUCGCAAUGAUGAGACUGAGUACACUGUGGAGUGUGGUUAGCCUGUUGACUUUGUUGCUAUUGCCACUUUGGGAGAUGGGCUGCUCUGGCCUGAGCUUUAACUCAAUACCCCUGCCGCCGGUCGGGACGUACCAAAGAAGCUGCGAAGGGGGGGCACACCACAGGCAGAGGCGCAGUUGGGUGUGGAACCAGUUCUUCGUGCUGGAGGAGUACACAGGGGAUGAGCCACUCUAUGUGGGCAAGCUGCACUCGGACGUGGACAAGGGUGAAGGGCAGGUGAAGUACGUGCUCAAUGGCCAGGGAGCUACCUCCAUCUUCACCAUUGACGAGAACACUGGUGAUAUCCAUGCCACCAAGCGUCUGGAUCGCGAGGAGCAGGCUUACUACACACUCCGGGCUCAGGCCAGGAAUCGCAAAAACAACCUGCCCGUGGAGCCCGAGUCUGAGUUUGUCAUCAAGGUCCAGGAUAUUAAUGACAAUGAGCCCAAGUUCCUAGAUGGGCCCUACUCAGCCAGGGUCCCCGAGAUGUCCCCAGUGGGCACAUCUGUGGUGACGGUGGUGGCAACAGAUGCGGAUGACCCCACAUAUGGAAACAGUGCCAGGGUGAUCUACAGUAUCCUCGAGGGCCAGCCCUACUUCUCUGUGGAACCAAAGACAGGCGUGGUCAAGACAGCUCUGCCCAAUAUGGACCGUGAGGCACGGGACCAGUAUCUGUUGGUCAUCCAGGCCAAAGACAUGGUGGGCCAGAUGGGAGGACUCUCUGGGACCACCUCCGUCAUGGUGACUCUCACUGACGUCAACGACAACCCACCACACUUUUCUCGCAAAAGUUAUCAAUUCAGCAUGUCUGAGUCCCUGCCAGUGGCCUCAGUGGUAGCCAAGAUAAAGACGCUAGACUCGGAUGUGGGGCCCAAUGCUGAGAUGGAGUACAGGAUUGUGGAUGGGGACGGCCUCGGGUUGUUCCGAAUCACCCCCGACCGAGACACACAGGAAGGCCUCAUCACUCUGCAAAAGGGCCUGGACUUUGAGACCAAGUCGAGCUACACCCUGCGUGUCGAGGUGUCCAAUAGAAACAUCGACCUGCGAUUCCUCUCCCUUGGCCCAUUUAGCGACACAGCUACAGUGCGCCUCAUCGUGGAGAACGUGGACGAGCCGCCUGUCUUCUCCCUGCCGCUCAGCAAGAUGUUAAUAUCGGAGGCAGCAAAGGUUGGCACCACCAUCGGGACGGUCUCCGCGCAUGACCCCGACUCCACCAACAGUCCCAUCAGGUACUCAAUAGACCGCAACACCGACUUGGAGCGCUUUUUCAACAUAGACGCCACCACCGGUGUCAUCAGCACUGCCAAGCCGCUGGACAGAGAAGUCAACGCCAUACAUAACAUCACCAUCUUCGCCAUGGAGAGCUUGCACCCAUUACAAGUGGGAAAGGGCAUAAUUCUGAUCACAGUGACGGACAUCAAUGACAACGCACCCGUCUUCGCCAUUGAGUACGAGACCUACCUUUGUGAGAGUGCCAGACCUGGACAGAUCAUUGAGACCAUCAGCGCAAUGGACAGAGACGAACCUCAGAGUGGACACCGCUUCUUCUUCUCCCUGACUGCAGAGGCUGCUGGGAACCUCAACUUCACCCUGAGAGACAACAAAGACAACACCGCCUCUGUGCUGACCAAGCGAGGGGGUUUCCAGCGUCACGACCAGACUAUGUACCGCCUCCCCGUCCUCAUCAUGGAUGGCGGGAGCCCUGCCCUCAGCAGCACCAACACCCUGUCCAUCCGGGUGUGCGACUGUGACCCCGAUGGAGCUCUCCAGUCAUGUGGGAGUGAAGCCUCCAUGCUCUCAGCAGGCCUCAGCACUGGGGCCCUCAUCGCCAUCCUGGCUUGCAUCCUCACACUUCUAGUGCUAGUCCUGUUGAUCGUCACCAUGCGACGGAGGAAGAAAGAGCCCCUGAUCCUGGACGAGGAGCGAGACGUGCGCGAGAACAUUGUGCGCUACGACGACGAGGGCGGCGGCGAGGAGGACACAGAGGCCUUCGACAUGGUCGCUCUCCGCAACCUGAAACUGGUCCGUGAGAGCGGUGGCAAGACCCGCCGUGAUGUCACCCCGGAAGUGCCUACCCUCUUCUUGUCUUCUCGGCCACCGCCAGACAAUGGCAUCUUCCGCGACUUUAUCUGGGACCGGCUGAAGGAGGCCGACGUGGACCCGUCGGCACCGCCCUACGACUCGCUGCAGACAUAUGCCUACGAGGGCAGUGGCUCGGCCGCAGAGUCCCUCAGCUCACUGGAUUCCCUGAGCACGGACUCGGAACAGAACUACGACUACCUCAGCGACUGGGGGCCGCGAUUCAAGAAGCUGGCAGACCUCUACGGCCACAGCGAUGACGGUAACCUCUUCGCCUCUUAGCCCUCGGUUGAGCCUGCCAAACUGUUGGCAAGGACAAUCUAACAAAUGAGGGAAGGAAACUGAAGGAUACAAGAAAGCGAAUGUGAGAUGACGAGAAAGAAAAUGCUGUACUCAGAGGAUAUUUGAUUGGUGUAUAUAAAUGCAUCAAUGUCGGUGAGAAUAACCAAUAGGAUGUUGGUUUUCCAUUCAAAAUGUUUUUUGGGGGACUGGCAGAAUUUUUCAAAGAAUGAACUUUGCGAGAUUUUGUUAACUACAUUUAAUAUGAUGGAAAUUAUGCAAAGCUUAAGACGUUGGGAUGGGCUCCAGACCCUUUGGUAGGACCUCAACGCACAAAUUUCCAAACUUUCUCAAGUCACGUGACGUUCAAUUGUGACAAAGUGAACCAAUAUCUAUGCUCCAGUGUUAUUACAACAGUGACAUUAUCAAGUACUCCAUGUCGUGGUCAAAUGAAAACAGUGCCACCUUGAACUGGCCCUGUAGUCUGUCACAGGGUUCACUGUGAUCUGCAAUAUUUGUUUCAAAUGUAUAUUUAUAGAACAGAUUCUCAAUUUCUUUACUAAACAAGAUAACUCCUUAUGGAUUUUACAGCAGUUUUUUUAACAAUGGAUUUGAUCAAUUCAGGCUUACCGUGGUUCGUGUUCAGUAGGGAUCACCGUAGCAAAAUAUUUUGAAGCAGAAAACAGAAAUACGUGUUUCUUAUUGGACCAGUAGUCUCUGCCCCCUUUCUUCAAUUUGGUGCCUAAUGAACAUGGCAAUGAUCUCUCAACCAUUUAGAGUAUCAGAAAUAUUACAUUCCUAUACAUUUAUGUAGACACCUGCCAGGGAUGUCCCUUGUCACACUCAAGUUUUUAAUGAACAUGCUUUAAGGGUCACAGUGCCGCUGAAGGGUUUAUGAAGUCUCCCUCCAUUGAUGCAAGGGAACAAACACCUCUCACUUACAUUGCUCCGUUAACAACUUGACACACAGCAUGACGCUAAGAGCAGAAGCGUAACAUUGUUCCCCUAGGUCUAAAUUGAAUGCAGCGUAUUGGUAUCUCCAACAUUCAAAGCUGUUGUGACGUUUGUUUUAUGUAUCCUAUGAGGUGUUCUAGCUACCAUGUUGGUUUAAACUGUGUUUUUUUUAUGGAAACAUAGCUAUAGCAGCAUGGGAAAAUACAGUUAACAAUGUGUUGAAGAACAUUUACAGCAAAACUUCGGGCAUUUGUAAAAACACCAAGCCAAGGAGAAUGUCAAUUACUAUUUCACAUACAGUGAGUAUAAAUGUAUGAAGUCAGAUUAGUUUGAAAUAGACACUUAACUUGCAAAAUAAGAAAUAUGCAUACGUCAUGCUGCUUAAAACAUAUUUUGUGAGAGGGAAAUGCAAGGAAAAGCAGCUGGAAAAGCUUUUGAUUGAGAGCUCUUUAGGUUUAGGUUUAUAUGAACAUAUUGGUAUAUAUGCAGAAAUACAUACAAUGCAAUGUCAAUACAAUGUAAAAGAUACAUGACAGCCCUUCUGAAGCUGAUGACCAUAUCCUUGGUUUUCUUUUCAUUCACAUACAGGCAGUUGGUUUUCCCCAUUGGGCUACUGCACAUACUGCUGCAUGUGUUUGGCCAGGUAGCUUGCCAGGGAGCAAACAUCUGUGAAUGUGAGGUCAUCAGCCUACUUGACAGGAUGGAUGCUCUUUGGGAGGCUGGAGUCUAUGGUGAUCAUGCAUAGCACAAACAGUAGGGGAGAGAGCAUGCCACCCUGGGGAACUCCAGCUGGGACUGGCUGUGAGUCGGUGAGGUCGAGAACAUGCCUUUCUGUCUGCUUGCGGUUGCCCAGUUCGCUCUUGAUGGAGAUCCAUAGUGAGUGCUCCAUGCUCCCCUAGAGUUAGUAAGAGAUGGCUAUGGUUUAGGGUGUCAAAUGCUCUGGAAAAGUUUAUGAAGGUUACAUGAACAUCCUGCUUUGGCAAUUCAUGUGAUGCGUUGUGCCAGAGCAGACACUGUUGACCUGUUCUUCACAAAGCCAUGUUGUGAGGAGUUGAUGUUAUGAGCAGUCUCCUUCUACAGUAUGUUGUGUUCAAUUGCUCAUAGAUUUUUCCCAUGGAGCUGAGGAGAGAGAUUUGCCUGUAGUCUUGGAGGAAGAUGGGGUUGCUCUUUUUAGGCACAGCAUAGAUGGACUUUUUCCAUUGAGAGGGGGAAGUGGCUUUGUUCCAUAGAUAAGUUGAAGAUGUCGCACCGUACUGGUGCAAGCUCCUUACAGUACGUUUUAGGAACCAGGGAGGGAUCUCGUCGGGCUUGCAGACUUCUGCCCAUUCAGCCGCUUCAGAUGGGUUUUGAUCUGGCCAAUGUUGAAACUUGGGGGGACAGACGUUUGUAAGCUUGUUUUCAACAGCCUCAAUUUCAUGCAUGUUGUAACAUUCCCAUACAGAGGAAAGUGGGCACUGAGAAUGUCACAAUCCCUCUGAGAAUCCUGUUGAUUGAGGGCUGAAAGGUUUUCUCUGGUCUCACUUGCACCAAUCAAGCUUUUCAAGGAUUUGUACUAGCCAGCAAAGUUAAACGACUCCAGCUGUUGGACUUCUGCUUGGAAGUACUCUUUCUUGGCAAUUUUCACCAGAGCUGCAACUUUCUGCUGAAGCGUCUUUAUUCUGACUGUGAAAGGCUUUCUGUCUGCAUGAGCUGAGGCUGAGUCUGUGUGUGUGGUCAUCCAUUGCUUGUCUCUGGUGGUCAGUUAGCUUUUUUUGAUGGAGAGAUUACUAUUGAGAGUAAUUUUUAGGAAAGAGUUAAGUUCAUCUGUCUGCUCUUGGCAAUGUUGUGCUGUGUAGACUGAUGUGAAACGAUCUAUAUUUAGUGCCAUGGAGAGAGCUCUUAGGUUGUCAGAGGUACAGUGUUUGUAGAUGUAUUGAGCUGGUGAUUUAGGGAAUUCACCUGCUGACCACAAUAUGGUCUCGUGAUCCGACUCACCUGUCAGUGGUAGAUGUUUGGAUUUGGAGUAUAGGCCUUUCAUGAUGGUAAAUAUGGAGUCUAGCUGAUUAGCUCCACAUGUAGAGUUUGUUACCACUUGGUUAAGGCCAUACCUAGAACAAAGAAAACCAUGCUUGAAUCUGUUUGAAUCACAAGACCUGGGAGGGUGUAUUUGCGUUGCACAUGGUCCAAGCACCGCCCUAGAUACUCCGAGACCUCGCCUCUUUAGAAGUUGGGGGUGGGAUGUAAAUGAUAUCUGUUAUAAUACAGUUCAGGCCACGGUGAGGCGUGAGAGUUUCGUCCACAGUGAAAAACACUCACAACGAGUGUCCUCAAGUUCACGUAGUCGUUUGUGCCUGAUGUUACUGUCAUGUAUAGGGUGCACCCUCCAGAGCUACACAGCUGUUUAUUUAUUUUAUUUGAUGACGGCUCAUACAUUUGAUGCUCAUUAGUAGGAGAAAAUGUUAUACAAUAAAGGAAAGCAAGACAGUCCUACAUAUCCUUUUCAUGCUAUUGUAUUGACUCAAACCAUACAAUGCUAUUUUAGCUUAAAUCCAACAGGUCUAAUGAUGUACAAUGCAGUCCAAAGGCAUUUUUCAAGACUUCACAUAAACUUCUGCUAAACCCCCCUGAUAAUCUCUUAAAUUUAAUCUCACAACAAUCUUGAGUUAUUAUCAAAUAUUGAGGCCAUAGAAAAAUUGUCUAGUUGAUUAUAAACUUAUAAUAUAUGUUGUAUAAUGUUAUUAUAUAUAAUAAUUCAUUAUACUUUUGGCUUGAAGAGUUACCAGAAGAUAUGUGCCUUCACUUCUUUGGGGUGAUUUCACACUUGGUCCCUUUCAGCCAACUUUCUUUUACUCAGUGUGGUUGACUUUUUGUGCAGUGUGAAUUCUCCAAAGGAACGGAGACCCCGAAGCUAACCGAACUGAGACCAUCUCGAGAGAUGGUCUGAGUUUGAUUCGCUUGAAUUCUGCGGUCUGGUUCCUUUUUUUAGGGCAAUGUUAAGACAAAGCUCUCCAUGUUCGUUUGUAAAUAUUCCCACACCACACACUAGGCUACUGCAACAACAUUUUCCCUACCAUAAACCUUCACAUUAGUGCCACAAAAUAGAUAAUAUGAUGAUGUGCUGUUUUUGGAUAAUGAUUAGCGAUUGUCAAGGAUGAACAUAUGUGGAGUUUUGUACCAACACGAUGUUCAGAUUAUUUGUUUGCCAUAUGUGAUCUAUAGGCUGAGAAAGUUUCAUACGCUGUUUAUUCGAUUGUGGGGUUUGAAUAGUGUGAGAAGACAACAAUAUUUGGUGAGAAUCACAACAUAUGGUACAAAAUCAAUACUAGCUCCUAAAGAGAAAAGUACAUUGGGUGUACACCAAAUAUUGUUUGAGUCCCGCUUCAAAUGAUGUUCAGCCUAUAAAGACUUCAUAAUGCCUUCAUAAACACUAAAUAAAUGUGUUACAAAUCA
Molecule: messenger RNA, 7291 nt
Organism: Salvelinus fontinalis (brook trout)
Lineage: Eukaryota; Metazoa; Chordata; Actinopteri; Salmoniformes; Salmonidae
Product: cadherin-7-like
Exons: 12
Coding region: 506-2911 (801 amino acids)
Biological process (GO): adherens junction organization; calcium-dependent cell-cell adhesion; cell morphogenesis
Cellular component (GO): catenin complex; adherens junction; plasma membrane
Molecular function (GO): cadherin binding; calcium ion binding
Source: RefSeq, a predicted model, not a curated record